Messenger RNA from Myxocyprinus asiaticus (Chinese sucker), 6274 nucleotides. RefSeq names its product leucine-rich repeat transmembrane neuronal protein 2-like. Bases 607 to 2235 code for a protein of 542 amino acids. The transcript has 2 exons. Gene Ontology annotation, molecular function: protein binding. The record is from RefSeq and is a predicted model, not a curated record. Gene Ontology annotation, cellular component: extracellular matrix. Lineage: Eukaryota; Metazoa; Chordata; Actinopteri; Cypriniformes; Catostomidae.
UCUGUAGCAUUGAGUGGCUGCAACAAAAGCACAGAAUAACAUCUCAGCUCCUCUCCUCCGCUUCUCCCCUCACUGCAUCUCCCUUCCUCGGUGCUGAGAGCUCCACACAACAGUAGAGCCACAUGGAACUGCCGUCGCAAGCGCAGCCUCUGCCUGUUACCAACAAGUUAGGGAUGAAGGACCUCAAACAAUGAAAGAGGAAUGUGUGAUCUUCAAUUAACCAAUUGAGCUGACAUCACUGCGAUGGAAAAGGAAAGAGGCAGCUAAGGGACGAAGAAUCUGCUCAGCAGUGCCGCUUUGGAUGCAAAUCAUCAACUUCAAAAUUAAGGAUUCUUGGAAGGCAAAUAAUGCUGGUCUUUUCUUAAGCUGGGAAUUGAAUAGCGAAAAGGGAAAAGAGGACAGACCAGAAAAAACAGCAUCCCAGGACAUGGAAUUCCAGAAUUUGGUUCAACUGGGGGGGAUCAGCACUGCUUUAAUUCUGAAGAGCUUGAUUCCUUUUGUGUUUGCUCAAAAGGUUUUUUUCCCUUUGGAUUUCUCUUCCAUCUGGCUGCUCCAAAAGUCUGUGGAAAAAGACAGUUGAAUGCAGCCUCCGAUGUACAUAAAAGAAUGGGUUUCCAUUCAAGGUGGCCAUUGGUGGGACAAGCACCAGCGGCACUCUGUGUGAUCAGCAUGCUACUGUGCCUCCCUCCUGUGUCAUGCACAACCUGCCCUCAGAAAUGCCGAUGUGAAGACCUGCAGUUUUACUGCGACACGCAGGGGCUCCUGGCGCCCCCAGAUGGCGUGGAUAAAGGAGCCCUUGGACUUUCUCUCAGACACAACACCAUCAGUGAGCUCAGCCCAGACCAGUUCUUUGGUUUCACUCAGCUCACCUGGCUCCACCUGGAUCAUAACCAAAUAACCACCGUGCAUGAAGAUGCCUUCCAGGGGUUGUACAAGCUCAAGGACCUGAACCUGAGCUCUAACCGCAUCAACAAGCUACCAAACACAACCUUCAUUCACCUCAUCAACCUGCAGAUUUUGGAUCUCUCCUUCAACCAAAUGACAGCAUUGGAACCCGAGCUCUUUCAUGGGCUCCGGAAGCUCCAGAUCCUUCACCUACGGUCAAACUCCCUGCGCACUACACCAGUUCGAGCCUUCUGGGACUGCCGGAGUCUGGAAUACCUUGGCCUGAGUAACAAUCGGCUCCGUAGCCUGGCCCGGAAUGGCUUUGCCGGGUUAAUUAAACUGCGGGAGCUCCAUUUGGAACACAAUCACUUGACCAAGAUUAACUUGGCGCACUUCCCUCGCCUGGUCGCUCUCCAAUUCCUUUAUCUACAGUGGAACAAGAUCAACAAUUUAACGUCCACCAUGGAAUGGAAAUGGACAACUCUGGAGAAACUGGAUCUCACUGGGAAUGAGAUUCACAUACUUAUUCCAGAAGUGUUCGACACUUUGCCCAACCUCAAGAUCCUGCUGCUGGAUAACAACAAACUGACCAGCCUCGAUACCCAAACCAUGGAUAUGUGGAAGUCCCUAAGCGCUAUUGGGCUAUCCAGCAACCUUUGGGAAUGUACCAGAAGGAUCUGCAAUAUGGCCACUUGGCUGAUUACCUUUAAGGGUCGAUGGGAGCAUUCUAUCCUCUGCCACAGUCCUGAGUACGCACAGGGCGAGGAAAUACUGGAUGCCGUUUACGGAUUUCAGCUUUGCCAAAAUUUCUCCGCACCAGUUGUACUGACCGGUACUACCACGGAGGCCAUACUCCCAGAGAUCACAAGCUCCCUGUUCGGAAAUAUACAGACUCCUACGCAAGACUUCUAUGCAGAGGAUUUUGGGAGCUUUACGAUUAUCACUACAACCACCAUCAGUACCCAACCCCCACGCACUGCCCUUGCGACUACCAUGACUGUGGAGGGGGCAGAGGUUACGGAGGACUACUCUGCGAUUGACAACACAGUGCUGACCCAGAGAGUCAUUAUUGGCACAAUGGCUCUGUUGUUUUCCUUCUUUCUCAUCAUUUUUGUAGUGUACAUUUCACGAAAAUGCUGCCCUCCUACUCUGAGGCGGAUCCGCCAUUGCUCAGCCAUUCAGAACCGGCGACAGAUGAGGACCCAACAGAGGCAGCCAAUGGCAGACCUGGCAACACAGGUGCCCUAUAAUGAGUACGAGCCCAGUCAUGAGGAGGGUGCGCUCGUGAUUAUCAAUGGGUAUGGGCAGUGUAAAUGUCAGCAACUGCCUUACAAAGAGUGUGAAGUAUAAACUAUUUAUUCCUGCUGUUUAAGGGUUUACCAUUUGACCAUUUUAAAAGAUGCAGGGUUUGCUUUUGGACUUUUUUUUUUUUUUUUUCUUUUUAGUCAAAGAUAUGGCUUUGAAAUUGUUAGCUAUGAAAACUAUGAAAGCUUGAGGUGACUGGGAUGAAUCUAAAAAAAAGGAAAGAGAAAUUCACAAAUUUAUUUUUGUAAUACAAAUGCAAAGGUUCAUAUCUAAGCUGGGGCAAUCAACCUCAGUAGAGGAAGAUGUGUGAGAUGUGUCACUGCAUCACCAGUUUGUGUACUAUGUAUUCUGCAGCACAGAGGAGAUGAGAAAAUCUAUAGCCAAACCGCCUAGAACCUUGUGCUCUGGAAAACGGUUUAUAAAAUGACAUAUCUACUGAUAAAUGGUGAAAUUUUAUUCCAUGAAAAAUAGUGUUACAUAUGCCGAACUUUUUCAAAAGGAUUAAAAAAAAAAAAAUAUGUAUGGUGCACGAUAGGCGACACUAUAGAUCUCACUCACAUAUUCACAUUUGAGGAGAGGGAAAAGGAAAUCAGAUGGAUUAAAAGCAUAUUUUUACUCACCUUUUCUAAAUUGAGAACAAGUACUGUUAAAAAUUGCCACAUAAUGAAAUUUAGAUUUGAACAGGGAAUUUAAGCACUCACAUUAGUUGGCUUUCUCAAAUGGCAGAAAUUAUCUUUUCAAUUUUAACAAGACUUAAAUUUGAACUAAUGAGAACACUUAAUGGCCUUCCCGUUUCUGCAUUUGGUUAAAUUCAAUAAACUCUGUCCGCUUCCUUGAAAUCUUAAAGCCUAGCACUUUGUGUGAAAAGGUUCAUGUCCAAUCCUGCUCUGCACUGGUUCUGACAAAAUGUCUGAAUAUGCUCCUUCCACUCUGACUUCAGCAGGGAUUUAUUAAAUGUUAACCACAUACAAUUGCUUAUUUAUCAUUGUGCAUAUAUACUUACAUAAGAUGGCUCAAAACACUGACAUCUUCACUGUGAUAGAACAAUGCUGCUUAGACCAUUGCACCAAUAAUUUAUGAGAGACCAUCAAAGUAUGCUUGAUGACAAUGAAAACACCAGCGAGAAAGAACUUUUUAGGGACAAGGGAAGGGAAACAAAUGUAGAGGACACAGACAAUUGUCUCCUAAAAAUAAACGCAUAAGCUUAGCAUCACACUGCCUGAAUGCAGCAAAGAGUGAAAUUGUACCUGACAGCUUCAACAUUGAGUCAAUUAAGCCUGAGGAAAAAGAAUCUAAUAUUCUGUCACCUAAACCUCUGCCCCUGCAAGAUUCAGCCUUCUUGGCCAGUACAGAAGUAGAACUUACAUAGAGAUAAAUCCCUGCCUUCCUCUUUCAUGGAAACAAGGGAGUUCUUUUUCAUCAUAGCCCUGGAUCCCAUUGGUCCAUUACAGCAUAAAAGCCUCUUUUUUUCUAUGUUAGCUAAAUAUUGAGAGGAGAGGAUAAGCAUCAGAGCAAGGACACGAAAGUGACGUCGCAAGAAAGUGAGAGACACAUAGUGAGGCUGAAGUAAAGCAUUGUAAAGCUCUCAGGAGAGCAUGCAGAAGAUGACGAAGGCUGGGUCAGGACACAUUUGUAUGCAGCACUGAGAGGACAGACAUUAGCAUUAAACUAAAGAAGCCACUGCUGCAGUAGCUCUUUGUGUUGCACUCAGGAGUUGGGGGCAGGGAUGCACAAAGGGGUACAGGGCAGACAAACACCCGUUAGCAUCUAACUGAAGUCCACAAGUAUUUUAUGAGCAAUGUAGCAGGGCUGAAUCAGGGUACAGAAACCAUUAGCAGCAAAGGAAAAUGCUUGACAAAACAGCGACUGACUGGGCAAGAUCUGGAAACACCAUAAUAUCUGUGCCACAAUGAGGCAUUUUACCUCGUUACGGAAAGCUGCAAAAAAUAAAAAACAUCAUCAAAUCAUAUCCUGGGAGAGGCUUUUAGUGUUAUGCUCAAAAUCAGAGAAAUUGACAUCCAUAUCAAAGCUCUUUUUUUGGUCUACCUAAUAGUAAACAUUUUUGACAAACAUGCAAUAGGACACGAUUAACUGUCUUACACAAAAAUUAGUCAUGCCUGAUGAGAUUGGUUAGGUGUCCUUUAGAGGGUGCUGUAAAAUACCAUCAAAGUUCAUUCAAAAACCCAGAACCAAUCCACAGUUCAGUACUUCUGUUGUCUUAUUCCACAAACCAUGCAAAAGACAAUGAAUUACUGUUGGUAAGACAAAUACGAAAGGAAUGUGGGUCUCUGUAGCUGAUCUUUUCAACACAUCAAGGGGUGUAUCUGGGAAUUUACUAGGACCUUUCAUCACGAUACGAUCUUAUAUCGAUUCUCUUGGCCUGCGAUCCGAUAUUUGCUGAUACAUCAAAGCCUGCUGCGAUACAAUUUCAAUUUGACUCUAUUCAGGGACCUGCGGUCGAUAUUCUGAUAUUAUAUUUUACACAAUCAAUUAAAAAAUUUUUGCCCUCACAUGCAACCAAAAUAUAAUUGGAAUAUUUUAUUGAGCUCUCUGAAAAGUGUAAAUUUAGUAUCCACAUUGGGACAUCCACAACAAAAUAACAUACUUCAAAUAAUAUAAAAAAACAGUGUCACACAUAAGUGAUCAAUCAUUUGAAUACAGCUUAUUUUUCAGUUUAAUCCUAUUCAAAGUACUUACAUACCCAUGACUUGGUUUUCUUGGCUACAACUUCCACAGUUGUAAUGAAAAAUUCGGUUAUAGUUAACUGGGAUAAAUGUUAGUAAGGGUGUUGAUGUGUAAAGUCUUAUAAAUGAUGCUAGUGCUGGGCAGCAGGUGAUUUCUCUUUCCCUCAUUAGUGCUGUUCAGAAUGUCAGCGUUGUUAAGACGUUGCACAUGAUGGUUGAACUGCUCCAUGGUACUUUUAAAUAGCAAAUUCUCAUAUAAAAUUAAAAUGGUUCGCAUGCGCAACGAUAUCGAUGGAAACCCAAAUUAAUUGCACAUGUGAGCUGGUCUGCGUUUUUCACGAGAGCUCCAUUGAGCGCCUGGUUGACGUUUGUGCACGGAUAGCAGAUUGAAUUUUGCUUCACAGACCCUGCACACAUCCUCGUCCCACAUGAAAAGCAUAUUUAGUGCUCAUUUAGUGAAAUGAAUGUAAUACGGUUGCUUCAUCGCCUGACGGAAAUGCAUACGGAUGCGGCUGGCAUGAGAGUAUUAACAAAGGUGCAUCUUAAAAAAAAAAAAAAAAGAUAGAUAGAUAGAUAGAUAUUUACACGUUGUAUCGAUAACAUUGGAUCGUUGGUUAUUGGAUCGAUGGAUCGAUACACCCCUAGAAUUUACAUUCCAAAACUGAUUUUUCAAAGGCUGUUGACUUUAAAAAGCAAACUACACUAACAUUUUAUGAGCCAAGAACAUCCACCCACUCUUUAACAAACGGUGUUGCUUUAUAUUCGAUUUCGUGAUGCCAACCUUUGCUUUCCUCCAAAAACACCUUGCAUGUCUUAAGAAAACAGCUUACCUAACAUGCACAUCUGUAAACCCCCCCCCCCAAAAAAAAGAAAAAAAAAGAAAAAAAAAUACUGAUUAACCUUAUAUCCUUAUCUGAUAGUUUAGACAUAUAGUGGGGAAAAACUUAAUGAAAUACUGGCAAAUGUUGUCAUCUCACUGUUUAAACUAUCAGCUUAUGAGGUGAUCACAAAACCAUUACUUUGUAGAAUCCAUUUGCAAUCCUGUAAAAUGUAUUUUGGGUUAUGUUGCCAUACGCCGAAUUCCUGCUGCUCACUCUGGCCAAAACAGCACCCCCCCCCCCAUCAAGUCACAACCCAAAACUUCUUUGUGCAAAAAUGAAUGCUUCUCAGCAACCUAUCCCCAAACCCCGCUUUUUCCUUUUGUAUUGUAAUAUGUACUAUUUCAUAUCUGUAUAGUGGGUAAAGAUGUGGCCAACUGAAGAUCUUUUUUUUUCUUAAGACGUAUAUUUUUAAAUAAAAAUGUUGCAAAAUAUAAAUGUUUUGGUCUAAUAUGCUCUUCAGGUAUACAUGAGAUAUUACCAACUGUAAAUGGGUGAAUGUCAUGAAAACAUGUCCAGGUA